ACGAUAGCGUUCACUACAUGGUUCAUGCACCAUGUUUCUAGUGCUUGCUAAGCUGUAAUCAAUCGACGUUAAUACGCAUAUAAAACCCCUCCUCUCGUUGCUCUAUCACUCUAUGGAAAAUUUGGGAGGUGGUCGUAGCAUAGCAAUGGCGAGAGUUGUGGUGGUUUUCGACUUUGACAAAACCCUUAUUGAUUGUGAUAGUGAUAACUGGGUGGUGGAAAAGCUAGGCGUUAAUGACACCUUUACUGAGCUCCUCCCUACCUUGCCCUGGAACUCACUCAUGGAUCGGAUGAUGAUGGAGCUUCACUCUAGGGAAAAGACAAUUCAGGAUAUUGCAGAGUGCUUGAAACAGGUUCCUCUGCAUCCAAAGAUUACCAAAGCAAUUAAAUCAGCCCAUGCUUCUGGGUGUGAUUUGAGGAUAGUAAGCGAUGCAAACACCAUCUUCAUCGAGACAAUCUUGAAACAUUAUGGGCUGAUGGAUUGCUUCUCUGAGAUAACCACAAACCCAUGCUAUGUGGAUGCAGAAGGCAGGCUGAGAAUCUUACAGUACCAUGAGUUCAAGUCAUCUUCUCAUGGCUGCACAAUCUGCCCUCCAAACAUGUGCAAGGGUCUGGUGAUGGAAAGGAUGCGAGCUUCUGUUUCUGCUCAAGGAAAGAACCGGUUCAUUUAUGUUGGUGAUGGAAGUCCGGAUUUUUGUGCAGCAAUGAAGCUUGAACAAGGAGACAUCGUGAUGCCAAGGAAGAAUUUCCCUUUGUGGGAGUUGAUUUACGGCAACAAAAACCUUAUCAAGGCAAAUAUUCAGGAAUGGAGUGAUGGGGAGGAGCUAGGCACCAGGCUACUCGAUUCAAUCAACACCAUCCUCAAUGAAGAGAAGUGCUGCAGUGUAGAACCUGGUCCUUUGGUUCCAGUUUAUUGUAAUUUUCAGAGAGCUUCAUCAAUCUCUGCACAUGAUGCACAAACCAUAAAUGUACUCCCAGUUCGUCGCUAGAUGGGGCCAAAGAGCACCAUUCUUGUUUCCACUGCUGUUGAUUAUUUACGCUAGCAAUAGCAUGACUAUCUUACUGA
Molecule: messenger RNA, 1065 nt
Organism: Hevea brasiliensis (rubber tree)
Lineage: Eukaryota; Viridiplantae; Streptophyta; Magnoliopsida; Malpighiales; Euphorbiaceae
Product: thiamine phosphate phosphatase-like protein
Exons: 4
Coding region: 113-988 (291 amino acids)
Molecular function (GO): phosphatase activity
Source: RefSeq, a predicted model, not a curated record